AAAAAAAAAAAAAAUUACCUGUAUACUGGUGACCCACAGUUCUCUAGCACAUUAAAGACGAAGCAUCGGUGGUCGUUUCAAGGUGUAUUAGAGAAGCUAUUUAAAUUGUGCAAUGUCUUUUUAGGAUAUUGAUUGUAUUUUUGCCUGAUAUUGAUUGAAAAAUUCAUUUUAAAGUUGUCGACACUUUGCUUGUACACUGUUAAACCGAUAAUAUAUCACACAGUAACUGAGAAAAAGGUCAUUGAAGGCUAUCUUUGCUUAUCAGAAAAUGGAAAAUGGAACAUAUUUUUACUUCAUGUUAUUUGAAAAUCUUGGGUACAUAAGAUAUGCUUUCUUCAGUUUGGGAUUUAUUCUGUACUGUGCUAUCACACUAUUUAAUGCCAUUAUUAUGCUUGCAAUAUUUCUGGAAAGGACUUUACACCAGCCCAUGUACAUUCUGAUUUCAUGUUUGUCUGUCAACUCUGUGUUUGGAACUGCUGGCUUUUUCCCAAGAGUACUGACAGACUUGCUUUCUGAUACACACUCAAUCUCUCGUGAAGCAUGUGUCUUACAGACUUAUGUCAUUUUCACAUAUGCAGCAAAUGAAAAUACAAUAUUAAUGUUAAUGGCAUUUGACAGAUUUGUUGCGAUAAGUAAACCUUUGCAGUAUCACAACAUAAUUACACCAAGAUUUCUAACUGUUUUAAUAGUUAUAAACUUGACUUAUCCAAUGAUUUCUCUUGGUACUUCUGCUAUUUUGACUUCCAGACUGACAUUGUGUGGUAACAAAUUGUUUAAGGUGUACUGCCACAACUUUGAAGUGGUUAAACUGUCUUGUGCAAACACUGCUGUUAAUAAUGUCAUGGGCUUUUUUAUAUUGAUCACAACUGUAAUCAUACCAUUAAGUUUAAUAUUAUAUUCUUAUGUAAAAAUUCUUAUCAUUUGUCGAAGAAGCUCAGCGCAGUUCAAGAGCAAAGCGUAUCAAACUUGUAUUCCACACAUUGUGAUCCUUUUGAAUUUUUCAUUUGCCAUUAUUUCUGAGGUCACUUUGAGUCGGGUUGUGACUUUACAACUUCCUAUAUGGCUGUCAGUUUUACUUUCACUUCAAUUUCUUGUUAUACCACCUAUCCUGAACCCUAUUGUUUAUGCUUUAAACUUGCCCAAUAUUCGCAAAACAAUUAUCUGUCUUAUAAAUGGAUCCAGGUAAAUGAUUUAUCUAGUAUAAUAAAGGGGUAACGCUUCACAAUAAGGGUACAUGAAUAAUCAUUUCCUGAAGUAAUGCUUAAUUUAACAUGAACUAAUGAUUAUUGAAAGCAUGAACUAAUCAUGAACCGAUGAAGAGCUAUCCUUAACUACGAUUGGAGUCGUCAUGGAUUCAUGCAUGAAUAACAGCAGCCAUGUUAGUAUGGUUGAUAGUUAAUGCAAUAAUUCAAAUUUAUAACUAAACCAAAUCAAUCAGCCUCUUUAAGAAGGAAUAAGAAGUACUUUGACUUUGAAUUUAAUAUUAUCAUAGUUUGAACUUUACUCUGCAGUUUUGUCAUAAGCAUUACUGGAUGGCACAGGAUUAGUUGAUCCUCCUCAUCAAAUGUAGAGAAUACUAAAUAAAAUAAUA
Messenger RNA from Megalobrama amblycephala (Wuchang bream), 1591 nucleotides. Its product is annotated as putative gustatory receptor clone PTE03. Gene Ontology annotation, molecular function: G protein-coupled receptor activity; olfactory receptor activity. The record is from RefSeq and is a predicted model, not a curated record. The transcript has 2 exons. Lineage: Eukaryota; Metazoa; Chordata; Actinopteri; Cypriniformes; Xenocyprididae. Bases 269 to 1186 code for a protein of 305 amino acids. Gene Ontology annotation, cellular component: membrane. Gene Ontology annotation, biological process: G protein-coupled receptor signaling pathway.